This is a messenger RNA of Halichondria panicea, 1162 nucleotides long. Its product is annotated as nuclear migration protein nudC-like. NCBI's taxonomy places the organism in Eukaryota, Metazoa, Porifera, Demospongiae, Suberitida, Halichondriidae. The transcript is spliced from 14 exons. Gene Ontology annotation, cellular component: cytoplasm. Gene Ontology annotation, biological process: protein folding. The record is from RefSeq and is a predicted model, not a curated record. The coding region runs from base 59 to 1045 and encodes 328 amino acids.
UGUUCUGCUCCUGCAUGCUAUAUCUAGUGCAAAGCUCUCCAGUCCUGGAAGCAGAAGCAUGGCUGAUGAUCAAGAUGAGGGGAAGUUUGACGGUCUACUUCUGAGUAUGGCCCAGCAGCAUUCUGGAGGAAUCACCGAUCUUCUGGGCACGUUCUUCAGCUUUUUGAGGAGAAAGACAGAUUUCUUCACUGGUGCUGGCAAAACUCAAGCAGAGAAGGUAACAUUGGAAGUGCUUAGAAAGCAACAGAAACUGGCUGAAGAGGAGGAGGAGAAGCCAAAGCCAAAAAAGGCAAAGCCAGCUAAGAAAGUCGAGGCUGCUAAGAAGGUUAAGCAGCCUCUCUCUCCAACGUCUGUGGAGAAAGAACCAGAGAUCGCAGAGAUAACGGACGAGGAAGCCAAGCAGAUUGAAGAGGAGGAAAAAAAGAGAAAGGAAAAGAGCACUCAAGACAGUACAGUACCUCCUAAAACUGAAAAUGCUGAAAAGAGCGACAGUGAGGAGGAAGAUGAGGAUGCUAAAGGAAAGAUGAAACCUAACAGUGGCAAUGGAGGGGAUCUGCCAAAUUACAAGUGGACUCAGACGCUGACUGAAGUGGAGAUUCGUGUUCCAUCUGGCCUCUCUGUGCCAAUCAGGAGUAGGGACUUGACAGUGGACAUUCAACCCAAGAAAAUAAAGGUUCAAGUCAAAGGUCAAGAGGCCAUCAUUGAUGGAGAGUUGUAUAACAAAGUUAAAGUUGAAGAUUGUUUUUGGACUCUCGAAGAUCGUGAAGUGGUCAUUAUCCACCUAGAAAAGCAAAACAACAUGGAAUGGUGGAGUAGGAUUGUCACAACUGACCCAGAAGUCAACACUAAGAAAGUACAGCCAGAGAACUCAAAGCUAUCAGAUUUGGAUGGUGAGACGAGGGGAAUGGUGGAGAAGAUGAUGUACGAUCAGAGACAAAAGGAGAUGGGUUUGCCUACAUCAGAUGAGCAGAAGAAAGAAGAUGUACUAAAAAAGUUCAUGGAACAACACCCAGAAAUGGAUUUCUCCAAAGCCAAGAUAAACUGAUUGUUAAAACAAUGACUAAUUAAUGACAAUGGUUCAUGUCACUGAUUUAUGUUAUUUGUUGUAAUUAUUAUAAUUAUUAUUGUUCCGAGUGCCUUGAAUGAAGUAUUGUUCACUUUG